GAUGGAAUCUGAUUUUCAGAGCAAGUAUUGCCUUAGCUUACAAGAUAAGAUUGCGACAUCGACUCGGAUACGAAUAGCUAAAGAAUCAUUCAUUCAUCGCAGAGAAUUUCAAUCUACCAUCAGCAGGGACUUAGGCACCGUCGUUAUCGUAUCAAAGCCACUCGGAUUCUAUGAUCCCGUGCUCUGGGCGACUCCAUCAUGAAACUUAGAUUUUAUCUUGACCUACCGAUGUUAUCCAUUGUUGGACAAAGGACCUUGUCCUCGAGGCCUGUCAACGCACGGCGACCUCCCUUUGUAAUGACACGAAGGAAGGCUUUCACAGCUUACUUAUCGAUCCGACGACCCCUGUAUGUUUGCACCAAAACACGAGACUCCCGCGUUUCCUGGUGAUAAUAAAAAAAUGCGGCAGUGAUUGAAGUAUAAAAGGCCCACUUCAUAACUUAGUGUCUAUCAAACUGCUACGCCCUCCCCUCUUCGCCGUAUUACAUUCUCACCUCUUCAUCGAGUAACAGCCACUAUGCCUUUUGUCCAGCACGGUAACAACGCCAAGGCUGACAUCAAAACCUACAACGAUGUUGCUGGAAAUCAGAACAACAACAACACCACAGAUAACUCUGUUCGCACCAACUCUGGAAACACCACCACCACGAACAAUACUAACUCGAACAAUAACUCCUCCGUCAAACAAACCAUGACGGGAAAUGGAAGGCAGCGUGUGGUGCGCCGCUGAAGUCGCACUGUGGUUAGUGAGACGAAUAAUAGUUGGUUGAAACAUUACAGGGCAGCCCAAGAAGAUAUGUACAUGUAUGUUUGAACGAUGUUGUACACAAGAUUAUGGUUCGAAAUCGAGAAAAGGAUGCAUUGUUGCCAAUUCA
Molecule: messenger RNA, 875 nt
Organism: Serpula lacrymans var. lacrymans S7.9
Lineage: Eukaryota; Fungi; Basidiomycota; Agaricomycetes; Boletales; Serpulaceae
Exons: 4
Coding region: 518-730 (70 amino acids)
Source: RefSeq, a predicted model, not a curated record